Molecule: messenger RNA, 3492 nt
Organism: Cyclocybe aegerita
Lineage: Eukaryota; Fungi; Basidiomycota; Agaricomycetes; Agaricales; Hemipholiotaceae
Source: the annotation of a GenBank genome assembly
AUGACAUUCCUUCUCGCCCUCACAUUCCUACUUGCUUGGGCUAUAGCAUUCGCGGCCGUCAGUUCCGACAGUCAAGAACUCAUACCGGCCCCACCUCCAUUUGCCGCAAACAGCAGAUAUGCGCCAAUUUCUGCGGAAACGACACCGGAAGACUAUGAACUCCUCGACAUAGUCCUCGUGGCGUCCGUCGACGGCAAAUUUCAUGCUUUGAACCGCACAUCUGGUCACGAACUAUGGUCCAUGUCGUCGUUUGCAACUACUACCAGCGUUUCGGCUCCUUCUUCGCUUGCACCCCUUGUGCGCACAAGCCAUCCGUCAGUAGACGCGCUCGACGACCUCGACGACGAAGAUGCACCCCGCCAGGAAACCUACAUCAUCGAACCGCAGUCAGGCGACAUCUACGUCCUCCAUUCACCCUCUUCGCCUCUUCAGCGCUUCCCAUUUUCGAUGCAGGAGUUGGUUGAUCUGUCGCCCUUUACUUCAGCCAACAAGGAGGAUACCAGGAUCUUUGUAGGGGAGAAGAAGACCUCGCUGCUCUUGAUCGAGUUGGAAACAGGGAAGAUCAAGGCGACACUCAAUUCAGAAUGCCCACCGAUUUUCAACCUGGACGAAAAGAAGGAGGAGAGUGGUGAAAUUGAUCUGGACGAGUUGGAAGGGAGCAAGCCUGCCAUGUCUGCUCCGACGGAGGUGUAUAUCGCUCGCACGGAUUACCACAUCUCCAUCCACAAGAUGCCCCAACCCGGUUUGCCUGCUCCACCCGCUCAGGAACUCCUCUUCUCCACCUACGGACCCAACAACAAGGAUAACCGCCUCCAAGCCAUGUAUCGACGGACCAACGACGAUACCUACAUCCAGUCACUUCCGAACGGGGAAGUCAUCGCGUUCAGACCUAGAACUGCGGAAGGAGGGCAACCCCGUCAAGGAGAAAACCCGCUCUUGUGGGGAUGCCCACUCGGCGCGCCUAUUGUUGCUGUCUUCGACGUCCUGCGAACCGCCGGCUCAUCUGCGAGCCAGCAUGCGUUCGUCCUCCUGCAACCACGGCCCCGUCUCCAGGAUCUUUUGCCAAAUUUCAACUCAAAGAGCUCUUUACCUGCUUCAGCAUAUGUCGGCCUGGUCGAAGAAACCGGAAGCCUCUUCGCUAUGAGCCCCGACAAGUAUCCUCUGGUUGUGUUUGGAGGCAGCGCAAGAGACAAGAUAGACGGGAAGGGAAAGAAAGGCGGCAAGCGGAGGACCCUCGACCCGCCUCAUUCUGGCGACGCGGGCGACUAUUCGGAGGUCGAGACGGAGGAUGACAAAUGCCUCCGAAACCCAUACGACGUCCGUUGCCUUGUUGGUGUACGACCUCUGGAGGAAGAAGAUAGGUAUGAAGGCAGGAGAAAGAGGCUUCUAGACGGCCCGAAAACGCAAACACCGCCAUUACAGCAGCCCAUGCGUGGGUCUGACAAUCCACUGGUCAUUGAGGUUGCACAGGGGUGGGAUGCACCAGAUAAUGCCAGUGGCAAACCGCGCCUGGGUCUGCCAGAAAGAGACGAGACUAGUGGUAGGAACUUUUGGGAACCGCUGGUCGUUACGCUAGUCUUUGGGCUUGUGUCGGCGUGGUUCUUGUGGAGGAAGGCUAAAGGGAAGAUUGCGAAGGCGUUCCAGGAGGCCAUCCUACGGGAACAACGGAAGGAGAGGGCAGAGCAGAACGGUGAUGUCCAACUCCUCGAGAAUGCCGUCGAAGUGCCCUUGGAGCAGACUCCUUCAACUACAGGAAGUAAUUCUGCUUUGCCCAAUGGCUCUGUCAAGAAGGACACCCCCACCUUACCCCUUCCUGCAACACCCACACCCGCCACGCCUUCAUUAGAUACACCAACGCCAUUACCUGACACAGCCACUCCGACAGGACUAGAUGAAGGAGACGACAGUGAGGGAGAGGUCGACGGUGUUUCCCCCACUCCGGGUAAGCGGAAAGCAAGGCGAGGUAGGAGAGGUAAGAAGAAGAAGCCUGGUGUCGUUGGUUCGAGCAACAGCGGUGGGGCGGAUGACGAGGAGAAGGAGGAAGAGGAGAAGAAGCCCUCAUCAUCAUUGAUCUUGACCUCGUCCCCCAAACCUGUUGUGCAGCAGCCUUCCCUGAUAGUGUCCGACACGAUCCUCGGAUUCGGUUCGCACGGUACUGUCGUGUACCAAGGAUCACUGCAAGGGCGGGCAGUUGCUGUUAAACGGCUGCUACAAGAUUUCGUCACCCUCGCCGCCCGAGAGGUGUCAAUCCUCCAAGAAUCCGACGACCAUCCCAACGUCAUCCGCUAUUACUACCAAGAAGCCCACGCGAACUUCCUGUACAUCGCCCUGGAGCUCUGCCCUGCGUCGCUCGCCGACAUCAUCGAGAGCCCCGACCGCGAGCAGUGGCGAGACAUCGCUAUCAACUUCAACCCAAAGAAGGCGCUGAAACAGAUAACGAGUGGCCUACGGCACCUGCAUGCGCUCAAGCUCGUGCAUCGCGACAUCAAGCCGCAGAACAUCCUUGUCUCGUCGGCGAAGGGCUCAAGCCAGAGCACCUUCGGGGCGAAGAACGGCAAGGGUGGCGCGUAUAGGAUGCUGAUAUCGGACUUCGGAUUAUGUAAGAAACUGGAUGUCGACCAGACCAGUUUCCUUCCGACGGCGCAUGGGGCGCUUGCUGCUGGCACCGUAGGGUGGCGGGCGCCGGAAAUUCUUAGAGGCGAGGUGAAGCUGGAUGAGCUGGCAGGCGAUGACGCUUCGAUGUCGUCUCGCGGGUCGGUGGCGACUGUGCAUGCAUCAUCGGGAGGAUCAGGCAGUGGAUCAGGGUCAUCGAGCAGACCGCAGACAAGGCUGACGAAGAGUGUGGAUAUUUUUGCGCUGGGAUGCUUGUUCUAUUACACCCUCACGAACGGCGGGCAUCCGUAUGGAGACCGCUUUGAGAGGGAGGUCAAUAUCAUGAAAGACGCAAAGGACUUGACUGGGCUUGAUAGGUACGGAGAGGAGGGCACGGAGGCGAAGGAUCUCAUCACAGCUAUGUUAGAUCCGGAGGCGAGCAAGAGACCGGAUACAACAACGUGUCUACUGCAUCCCUUCUUCUGGGACCCUGCUCGCCGUCUGAACUUCCUUCAAGAUGCAUCGGAUCGGUUCGAAAUUAUGUGCCGAGAUCCCAAGGACCCCAACCUAAUCGAACUAGAAAAGGGUGCCUUCAACGUAGUCGGCAACGAUUGGCAAUCAAGGCUAGACAAGAUCUUCAUCGAGAACUUGGGCAAAUUUAGGAAAUACGAGGGACGGAGCGUUCAGGACCUUCUGAGGGCAUUGAGGAAUAAGAAACAUCACUACCAGGAUCUCCCAGAUCAUGUCAAAAGGCAUGUCGGACCUAUGCCUGAGGGUUACUUGGGCUACUUUACACGACGUUAUCCUCGACUCUUCUUGCAUGUUCAUGCCGUCGUCAAGAACACAGGGUUGCACACAGAAUCGAUGUUCCGAUCAUACUUCGAGCUUCCCGAUCCAUGA